UUAACCGCAUUUCGCGACUUACUUGUCCACGAGGAGCGCUUUUUACUUGGGAUAAGGUUAUGAUAUUGUUUCGCGAAAAAGGGAUCGGGUGCGAUCACGGCAUUUCAGUGCGUGUCACUGAUCGCCACGUACGUCCGAUCCGAUAGUGUGUAGUAGUCGUACUAAAUAGUGAUACGUAUUAUAUUUUACGAAGUUUUAUUAGGUAGUGAUUAGAUUGACCUGUGCAUAUCAAUCUUAUGGUUAUUCGUAAUUUUCUUAGUUUAUAUUUAUAUCUAGUGUAUGUUCGUUAAAAGCGGUUUACUUGUGCGUGGAUUUUUUCAUUUUUUUAUAUUAUAGAGAUAUUGAUAAAAUGACUGAUAGCAGUCAUAAUUCUCCGGCGAGGAGUUUUGGGUCGCCAGCUCGAAGUUUUAAGUUAUAUGACCGUCGCGUUUUGGGUUCACCUGCUCGUUCUUAUUGUAGUGGUGCGGAUUAUUCUUCUGCUACCGAAUCUGAAGGAGAAGAUUCCUCUGCGGACACGAUCUACUUGGCAGCAGAAGUGCCGGGUUCUGUUGAUCAGGCAAUCAUAAACGGAUGGCUUAAGUUUAGAGACAACAAAAAAUGGAGACAUAGAUGGGCUGUUAUAACAAAAUUAUCACCAGCUGCAGGUAAGUCAUAAGUGGAUGUUUAAGAUUAAAUUAGUACUCAAGUAUUGGACGAAUCAAAUGGGAAAUUAAAAAAAUAAUUAAGGUUGUAACAAGUUUAUACACUUUUAAUUCUUAUGUAUAAGCAUAGUUGUACAUAAAACCUUUUUGGUACAAAAUGAAAUACUUAAUCAUAAUUACGACGUGUCCAGUAUACACGUAGUCAAGCAUACGAGAUGAAUCUUUUUAAUCAAAGAAAGGCAAAAAAGUAUAUUUGGACAGAAAACAAAUGUAAAAAAAAAAAAAUGUCAAUAUGUUAUGAAAAAAUAAUUAUCUUGUAGAAUACUUGAAAUUUUGUGUGAUGGACGUGUUAUAAUAAAAGAUUAUUAACGUUAGGUUAAAUGUUAUAUUUAAUAUUUGUGGUUGUUGGAUCUUGAACUUAUAUGCUCUAGAAUUCUGCAUUAAUUAACCAUAAACUUUAUAAGCUCAUAACCCUAAAAUUAUCAGGAAUACUUUGAAGUUUGUUAAUUUUAACAACACUGUUACAUGUAACAAUAAAAUUGUAUUGAUAGUCAUUACUGUUUGGAUAACUAUUUAUAAUACUAAAUAAGCAAUUUGACUGAGUUCUUCUACGAUAGCCUGAGAAAAUACGUUUU
Molecule: messenger RNA, 1276 nt
Organism: Daktulosphaira vitifoliae (grape phylloxera)
Lineage: Eukaryota; Metazoa; Arthropoda; Insecta; Hemiptera; Phylloxeridae
Exons: 3
Coding region: 350-655 (101 amino acids)
Source: RefSeq, a predicted model, not a curated record